Homarus americanus (American lobster) is the source of this 2225-nucleotide messenger RNA. Its product is annotated as ionotropic receptor 93a-like. Bases 133 to 1962 code for a protein of 609 amino acids. The record is from RefSeq and is a predicted model, not a curated record. Gene Ontology annotation, molecular function: ligand-gated monoatomic ion channel activity. The transcript has 11 exons. Lineage: Eukaryota; Metazoa; Arthropoda; Malacostraca; Decapoda; Nephropidae. Gene Ontology annotation, cellular component: membrane.
CAUCCGCAUGUGUUGUUGAUGAGGCCACACACAGUACUAUACAUAACCGUGCGGGAUGCAUGUGUAAGACAGUAAGGAGCGGGUCGUGCUGGUGACACAACACACAACUCACUCAACAACUCCACAAGUAUAAUGCUCGGUGACAGCUUGAGCAACAUCAACACAGGGAAAAUAAUACUGAUGAUGGUGAGCCUCGCCGUCAACACCGUCCUCCCGCUGCCUCCACACUCAGUUGUAGGAGAGUUGUUGUCAGUGGAAGGUGGUGGUGUUGGCGCCGUGCUGGAGGCGCUGUCUCAGCCCACCUGCUCCCUCAUCCUCCUCACAGAUGGCACCACCUCACCCUCCACCAUCAUCAAGGAGGAGAGUGUAGUACGAGGGAGCCCCUGGGGUGUGGGGGUGUUCGAGGUGGUGGUGGACGGCCAGGACGCUAACGAGACCCUGGUGCUGCUCUCCCACCUGCUCCACCAAGCUCGACAGGUGAGGAUGGAGUCUCGGUGUGUGCGGGUGGUGGUGGUGAGUCACGACCCGGUCUUCCUCAACACCUUCGCCGAGUGGUCCCUCAAGGGCCGCCUCCUGGUGUGGGCCACCAAGCUGCUGGUGGUCACCAGCCUCCCACUCCCACAGCUCCACGCCCUCCUGUCCUCCCACUGGACCUUCUCCAUGAUGAACACCAUCUUGCUCAACCUGGAGGACACACCACCCAACCUCAGCUUCAAUGGUGCAAAGGUGAACGUGACUGCCCUGCCAUUCGCGCCAUACUGGGGCGAACUGAAGGGAUCUGAUGGUGCAAAACAGUACUCUGGCACCGACUAUUUCUUGUUAAAAUCAAUUGCGGACUCCCUCAACUUUACCAUUAAUGUCGUGCCCACCACCUCGUGGGCAGAGGUUACACAGCGUGUAGUGGAUCGGGUGUCUUUCAUGGCAACUGUGUUCCACAUCAUGCUGCCUGGACGCCUUGAGCGCUACGACUACUCAUGGGUGUACGAAUAUGCAUCCCUGGACUUCAGUAUGGCCCGGCCGGGUAUCAAGCCACAGUGGCAGUCGCUCUACUACCCACUCACUGACCUGGUGUGGGCGGCCGUCCUGCUGGCGCUGCUGCUCACCCCUGUGAUCCUGCUGCUGAUUAUUCGUGUUGGUGAAUGGAAGGAUGGUGGGGACAGGAUAGCCACAGGAACGGUGGUGCAGGAUGUUACAGGGAUGCUGUUAGGACAGAACUUGCCACGACGGCUGCCCACAGUCAUCUCCAGCCGUGUACUGGUGGCUUCCUGGUUGAUGUUCGCUCUUAUAAUCGGGUCUACCUAUCGUGGCAACCUCACCGCCUUCCUCACACUGCCCAAGUACCCACCCCGUGCCGAGACAACCCAGGAGCUUGCUCGCGUAGCAGAAAGGAUAACGAUGCCCUCGUAUGGAGUAGAAUUCAGAAAUUUCUUCAGCCAGUCAGAUUCACAGCUGUUCAAGAGACUGGGCCAACUGAUGCACAUCGUUCCAUCAGUAAUCGUUGGAUACCAACAGGCAGUUAAAAGAAAACAAGCUCAUUUGGACGCGCGACGCUACCUACAGCUAAAGAUAGCGGAACUAUACACUGGGGCGGACGGAAUACCCAAGUUAUACAUCGGCCGGGAGAGUAUCAUUCCUGGCCAGUCCGCCUGGCCCAUCCCCCACGACGCACCCUAUAGACCCGUCCUGGACCGCUGCCUCAUGGCUGUCAUAGAGGCUGGACUGUACGAGAGAUGGAACGACGACCAGUUGCGUCAAGCUCAGAUGGAGAGUCGCAGGAGGUACAAGCAACAGGAGACAGAAAAAGAGACAGAGUCCGACAGCAGCCUGAGGCCUCUAAUCAUCACACACCUGCAGGGACCCUUCAUGCUGCUCCUCCUAGGCCUCGGCUUGGCUGAAGUCUCCUUCUUGGUGGAGUUGUUCAUGAUGUGGCUUUCAAAGCGUAGCAGGAAAACUGAUCAUUAACAGAGAAAUAUUUAUGAUCUUGAUUAAUAGUUUUUUUUAUUGUAAUGGAAACACAUUGAGAGAUAUUUGGUAAUUAAUUAAUAAUUGUCCUGUUUCUACUAUCGUUAUGUCUCGUUGGCAUUUCUGGAAACUUGAUACAUCUAACUUACAAAUAUUCCAGGUUUACAUUAUAUAUAUACGUCUCUCAUGCUGUUAUAUCUUAUAGGAGUAUAUCAUAGCAACUCAGUGAACCCACCUGAUAUAAAAUAUAUAAUUACACCAAA